AUGAAGGGCAACGGCAGGCGAAAGCUGGACCAGCAAAACUUCAUGGAGCAGGUUCAAGAAUGCAAGGACAACGGCUACCUGCUCUCCUCCAAGAAGAUUGGCUCUGGGGCCUUCUCCAAAGUCUACCUGGCCUAUGCCACGCAUGAGCGUAUGCAGCACAACUCCAAGCUGGCCUCCGACCUGCGGGGCAAGCGCCAUACCAUGGUGGCUAUCAAGAUCAUCUCCAUUGCCAAGGCUCCUGUGGAGUUCUCCCGAAAGUUCCUGCCCCGUGAGAUUUCAUCACUCAAUGCUACCUACAAGCACCUGAAUGUGGUGCAGCUGUAUGAGACCUACCAGAACAGCCAGCGCUCCUACUUGGUGCUCGAGCUGGCAGCUCGCGGUGACCUGUUGGAGCACAUCAAUGCAGUGUCGGACCACCGCUGUUGCCCAGGGCUGGAGGAGGAGGAGGCCCGUAGGCUGUCCUGGCAGCUGGUCAGCGCUGUGGCCCAUUGCCACAACUCAGGCAUCGUGCACCGGGACCUGAAGUGUGAGAACAUCCUGCUGGACGACCGAGGGUUCCUAAAGCUGACCGACUUUGGCUUCGCCAACCGGUCCGGGCUCAAGAACUCGCUGCUGAGCACCUUCUGUGGCUCUGUGGCCUACACAGCCCCAGAGAUUCUCAUGAGUAAGAAGUACAACGGGGAGCAGGCCGAUCUGUGGAGCCUAGGCGUCAUCCUCUAUGCCAUGGUGAGCGGGAAGCUGCCAUUCAAGGAGCGCCAGCCCCACCGCAUGCUGCAACUGAUGCGCCGUGGCCCCACCUUCCCGCCAGGCCUAUCCCCAGAGUGCCAGGACCUGAUCCGAGGUCUGCUCCAACUGCGCCCGCGCGCACGCCUGGGUCUGCAGCAGGUGGCCACGCACUGCUGGAUGCUGCCUGCCGCGCACGCGCUCUUCCGCACCGUGCUCGUCUCCGCGCCAGAGUCCCAGCUUCCAGCACCCAUGGACGACGCGGAGCCCAGCGAGGACUCAGAGCACCCAGCAGCAGGUCACCUCCCAAGACCGCGCCUCUGGCCCGGCGCCCGAGCCCCCGGUGGCCCACCCGAGAGGAGAAAUGUGGGCUUUUCCGGCUUGGGCCUCCGGAGCACGGUGGCGGCCAGUCUGGGGAUAGGCACCUCUAGGCAGCUGCUGUCCCUGUGCUCCAUGUCCGCCAUCAGGAACAUGCCUGGGCACUACCUGCUCAACUGA
Messenger RNA from Equus quagga, 1221 nucleotides. Its product is annotated as testis-specific serine/threonine-protein kinase 5-like. The transcript is spliced from 8 exons. NCBI's taxonomy places the organism in Eukaryota, Metazoa, Chordata, Mammalia, Perissodactyla, Equidae. Gene Ontology annotation, cellular component: cytoplasm. Bases 1 to 1221 code for a protein of 406 amino acids. Gene Ontology annotation, molecular function: protein serine/threonine kinase activity; ATP binding; tau-protein kinase activity. Gene Ontology annotation, biological process: protein phosphorylation; intracellular signal transduction; microtubule cytoskeleton organization. The record is from RefSeq and is a predicted model, not a curated record.